UAACAUUUUUUUAUGCGGGAUCUCCCACUUAUUUAUUUGCUUCCCUAAUUUCUUCUUUCUUCAAUACAAUUCUCCGGUACAGUAAGGCAGUGAGAAUGGACGGCGGUGACAAGGCGGCGUUUUGCAAGUGCGACGAUGACUGGACUUGCACCAUAACUAAGACCACCGAUCCAUCCAAAUCCGGCAAGGCUUUCUCCAACUGCUCCGGCGGCCCUUGCUGCUGCUCCAUCAAGGCGACUGAGUCGCUGAGCGAGGAAGAGUUAAAGCAGGCGCGGGAGGGGUCGCCGCCGGCGAACUCCAAGGUCUUCUGCGUGUGCCCGGAAGGGUGGUCGUGUGAGGUUUCCAAGACUGCAGGCCCGGACGCCGGCAAGGUUCAGUUCCAGUGCGGCGAAGGUUGUGCCUGUGUGGUCGGAGAAAACGACGCUUUCAAGAUUGCUUCUGUCUGACGAGGUGUAUUAUUGCUUAGCAAUCUUUAAGGUGUGCUUUUUUCCGGUGGGUUUGUAUCUCUUUCCCGCCAUUGUUAUGUACCCACGAAUAAAGAUGAGCACUCAGCCUUGUUGUUA
This is a messenger RNA of Ipomoea nil (Japanese morning glory), 563 nucleotides long. RefSeq lists its product as uncharacterized. The record is from RefSeq and is a predicted model, not a curated record. Lineage: Eukaryota; Viridiplantae; Streptophyta; Magnoliopsida; Solanales; Convolvulaceae. The transcript is spliced from 2 exons. Bases 96 to 446 code for a protein of 116 amino acids.